Molecule: messenger RNA, 812 nt
Organism: Nezara viridula (southern green stink bug)
Lineage: Eukaryota; Metazoa; Arthropoda; Insecta; Hemiptera; Pentatomidae
Source: the annotation of a GenBank genome assembly
CUGCUUUCGUUGCAUUUUUACGUUAUGAUAUAUUUAGACAUUUAUCCUUUCCUGUUUAAUGAUAACCUUUUAUGGACUUCUUAAUUUUUUAAACCUCCAAUCUGUUUCUGUAUACUUAAUUUUAGUGUAUUGUAAAAGUAAACUUUAAAUGAAAAAUGUUUUAGUUUUCUUACGAAGAUUAUCACUUUAUCAUCAAUACCUGAUAGUUGCAUUGUAAUCAUUAUUUCAGAAUGUUCAUUUGGGAUUGGUUUACAGGAGUUCUAGGCUAUUUAGGUUUAUGGAAAAAGUCAGGCAAACUGUUAUUUUUAGGAUUAGAUAAUGCUGGUAAAACAACUCUUCUCCAUAGGUUAAAAGAUGACAGAUUGGCACAGCAUGUACCAACACUACACCCAACUUCUGAAGAACUAUCCAUAGGAAAUAUCAGAUUCACAACUUUUGACCUUGGAGGACACACUCAAGCUCGUCGAGUAUGGAAAGAUUACUUUCCGGCAGUUGAUGCUAUUGUUUUUCUUGUUGACGCUUGUGACACAACUCGGUUACCUGAAAGUAAAGCAGAAUUAGAUGCCCUUUUGACUGAUGAGAGUCUCAUCAACUGUCCUGUCCUUAUUCUUGGCAAUAAAAUUGAUCUUCCAGGUGCAGCUUCAGAAGAUGAUCUCAGGAAUUUUUUCAACUUAUACGGGCAAACAACUGGCAAGAGCAAAGUUCCACGAAGUGAAUUGUCUGGUCGUCCAUUAGAGCUAUUCAUGUGUUCAGUUCUGAAAAGGCAGGGUUAUGGUGAAGGUUUCCGUUGGUUAGCCCAAUAUAUAGACUGA